AUGCCGCUGACACAGCUUCUGGCAGUACUCGGCAUCAGUUUUGAGCUGGUGAUGGGUAUGCCGACGACCACACCUCCAGUUUACAAAUCGUGCGGCUCCCCCAAUGUCACGGGCAUGCAGUGCGUGCCCUACGAGCGCUGCAAUGAGGGCCUCAUGGUCGAUGGACACUUUUAUCCGGAGCGCAGUCGGACGCUGCUCGACGAGCGCAGCUGCCAUUAUAUGGAAAAGUGUUGUAAGAUCGAAAAUACGCUGCCGAGAGGCACGCCGGCCCCUCACAAUGCCACAACGGACUAUCUGCAAUGUGGCUGGCGUCUAGACUCGUGGUACUAUUUGCGUCCGCUGGGCUACAAGCAGCAGGAGGCCAAGUUCGGCGAGUUCCCGUGGCUGGUGGCCGUCUAUAAUGUGAAUGGCUCCUAUCUGUGCAGUGGGGCGCUCAUCACGCCCUUCGUAGUGCUGACAGCGGCGCAUUGCGUGCAACGCGAAGCCCUUGAAUCGCUUCAACUGGUCGCCGGGGAAUGGGAUGCGGCCGUGCAGCUGGAACCGCUUCCUCAUCAGACGCAACCGGUGGCCGAGGUGCUGGUGCAUCCGAACUACACACAAGCGCCCGCCGCUCACAAUGUGGCGCUUCUGUUCGCCGGCGCCGGCGGCUUUCAACUGGCGCCACAUGUGCAAACAAUUUGCCUGCCCCCGCUGCACACUGUCUACAACUAUACACAGUGCUAUGUGGCGGGUUGGCGGCGCUCCCAUUUCGGAGCCAACGAAACGCUGCCAAAGCGUUGGCCGCUCUACGCCCUGCCCCGGGAUCAGUGUGCCUCCAAGCUACGUUUGGCCAUCCUAGGCAGACGCUACGCCCUCAAUGAUACUCUGAUAUGCACGGGAGGGGACAAGGGCGAGUUUGUGUGCAAGGAUAUGGGGGGAGUGCCAUUGAUGUGCCUUUUGCCGGGUUGCGAUGAUCGCUUUGUGCUGGCCGGGCUGCUGGCUCGUGCCGCCCGCUGCGAUGGUCCCCAGCUGCUGGGAAUAUACACGAAUAUGAUGUUUUAUCGUCGAUGGAUCGAUCAGAAGCUGAGAGAACGCGAUUUGGACAUAAGGCAGUAUAUGGUGUGA
Messenger RNA from Scaptodrosophila lebanonensis, 1104 nucleotides. RefSeq names its product phenoloxidase-activating factor 2. Gene Ontology annotation, biological process: proteolysis. Gene Ontology annotation, molecular function: serine-type endopeptidase activity. The transcript is spliced from 2 exons. Lineage: Eukaryota; Metazoa; Arthropoda; Insecta; Diptera; Drosophilidae. Bases 1 to 1104 code for a protein of 367 amino acids. The record is from RefSeq and is a predicted model, not a curated record.